AUUCUCUUUCCUCUCUCUCGCAGUCUCGCCUCGCCCAACCCAGUCCCUCGCGCGCGCUCUCUCUCCUGCAAGGACCGCCAGGGAAGGAUAUUACACAAUGUCACUUGCUGUACCUGUGACACUAAAGACUACUCAGAGCGGUGAGAAUGAAAGACUUGAAUACGCCGUGUCAGCUAUGCAAGGAUACCGUUUAAAUAUGGAGGAUGCUCAUGCAAUUGUCCUGAAUCUUGAUGCUGCAACUGGCACAUCAUUCUUUGGUGUUUAUGAUGGCCAUGGAGGACCUGCUGUUUCAAAGUAUUGUGCGAGACACCUACACGCUGAGCUUCGCCGACAUGAAAGUUUUCGGGAUAAUCUCCAGACUGCAAUUGAGAGAACGUUCUUAAGGAUGGAUGAGAUGAUGAGAGACAGGAGGGCAGGGAGGGAAUUAUCUGGGUACGGUGGUAAUGACAAUUGGAAAGCAUAUAGAAAGGCUAUCAACAUGAGUCUAUUUCUACCCUUCUGUCAGAAGCCAGCUUAUCAGGGGCCAGUAAUGGAUGGAUGUACCGCGUGUGUGGUUCUCAUUAGAGACAACCGAAUCAUUGUGGGAAAUGCUGGUGAUUCUCGUUGUGUACUCUCAAGGAAUAAUCAGGCGAUUGAUCUAUCCACCGAUUUUAAACCAAACCUUCCAGACGAAAGACAAAGAAUAGAAGCUGCAGGACAUGUGGUAACUUUUAGCGAGAGAGGAAAUGUGCAUCGUAUUGAUGAUGGAAUUGCGGUUUCGAGAUCACUUGGUGACCUAAUGUACAAGGAUAAUAAUGAUUUAGGUCCCGUACAACAAGCAAUUACUGCCUUUCCUGAAGUUCGCACUGAAGAGAUAACUCAAGAUGACCAGUUUCUUAUUAUAGCAUGUGAUGGAAUCUGGGAUUGCCUAACAAGCCAGCAAGCAGUUGAUUUUAUAAGGAUAUACUCAUUUGCUGACGUAGGGCUGGCGUCCAUCUGCGAGGCCCUCCUUGCUCACUGCGUGGCACAACCUAGAGGGAGGGACAACAUGACUGUCAUACUGGUUCGGUUCAAGACGCCAGGCGCUUGCCAAGUUAGGGCCAGCAACGUACCGCCACCGCCGAUCCGCCAAGAUGCUGCUGCGAGCCAAGCUGCUGGGAGCCAAGCUGCUGCUGCGAGCCAAGCCGCUGGGAGCCAAGCUGCUGCCGGCCACUAGAACUUCCGCACCGCCCACCCCCAGCUGGGUUUAUGAUGGCAAUGUUCACCCUCGCCCCACACGCGGACCCAAGACCAGAAGCCCCCAGAGCUCCAAGAGCCUCAGAGCUUUGAGUUCGUUUUUUGUCAGGAAAAGAUGAGGUUGCUUACCCUGGUUCUUUCACGUGGUGUGCAUCUUAUCCCCCCGUAGACUUUGGGUUCAUUUUACCAGGACAAGAUAAACUUGAUUUUGUUUUGCGUAGGAUGAUUUCCUGUGAGAAGAGUAGCUUGUCGUUCUAGGCACUGACGAUGGAGUUUUUUUUUCCCCUGUGAGUCAUAUGUUUGGAUUACCACAUCAAUAUUCUUGUUUUCCGCGGUUUGGAGGAUACGUAUUUGCUCUGCCUUAACAUCGAAUGCUUCACAUACAUCAGAUUGCAAUACCUUACAAUGUGCUUGUCAUUGCAUAUUUGUUUCAA
This is a messenger RNA of Zea mays, 1649 nucleotides long. Its product is annotated as putative protein phosphatase 2C family protein. Gene Ontology annotation, biological process: protein dephosphorylation. The record is from RefSeq and is a predicted model, not a curated record. The transcript is spliced from 11 exons. NCBI's taxonomy places the organism in Eukaryota, Viridiplantae, Streptophyta, Magnoliopsida, Poales, Poaceae. Gene Ontology annotation, molecular function: cation binding; protein serine/threonine phosphatase activity. The coding region runs from base 98 to 1195 and encodes 365 amino acids.